AUGCCCAUCCUGGAAAAGGCCCCCCAAAAGAUGCCUGUAAAGGCUUCUAGCUGUGGGGAGCUGGACUUACCUAAAUUACCAGUGCCCCCGCUGCAGCAAACCCUGGCCACCUACCUACAGUGCAUGCAGCAUCUGGUACCUGAAGAGCAAUUCAGGAAGAGCCAGGCCAUUGUGAAGCGGUUUGGGGCCCCUGGUGGCCUGGGUGAGACCCUGCAGGAAAAGCUCUUGGAGAGACAGGAGAAGACAGCCAAUUGGGUCUCUGAAUACUGGCUGAAUGACAUGUACCUGAACAACCGCCUGGCCCUGCCAGUCAACUCCAGCCCUGCUGUGAUCUUUGCUCGGCAGCACUUCCAAGACACCAAUGACCAGCUAAGAUUUGCAGCCUGCCUCAUCUCUGGUGUGCUUAGCUACAAAACUCUGCUGGACAGCCACUCCCUUCCCACUGACUGGGCCAAGGGGCAGCUCUCAGGGCAGCCCCUCUGUAUGAAGCAAUAUUACAGACUCUUCUCCUCUUACCGGCUUCCUGGCCAUACCCAGGACACACUGGUGGCCCAGAAGAGCAGUAUCAUGCCCGAGCCUGAGCAUGUCAUCGUGGCCUGCGGCAACCAGUUCUUUGUCUUGGAUGUUGUCAUUAAUUUCCGCCGUCUCAGUGAGGGUGAUCUGUUCACUCAGUUGAGAAAGAUAGUCAAAAUGGCGUCCAACGAGGAUGAACGCCUGCCUCCAAUCGGCCUGCUGACGUCAGACGGGAGGAGCGAGUGGGCCAAGGCCAGGACGGUCCUCUUAAAAGACUCCACCAACCGGGACUCCCUGGACAUGAUCGAGCGCUGCAUCUGCCUGGUAUGCCUGGAUGGUCCAGGCACAGGAGAGCUCAGUGACACCCACAGGGCCCUCCAGCUCCUUCACGGUGGAGGCUGCAGCCUGAACGGAGCCAACCGCUGGUAUGACAAGUCCCUGCAGUUCGUGGUGGGCCGAGAUGGCACCUGCGGCGUGGUGUGUGAGCAUUCUCCAUUUGAUGGCAUCGUCCUGGUGCAGUGCACAGAGCACCUGCUGAAACAUAUGAUGACAAGCAACAAGAAGCUCCUCAGGGCUGACUCAGUGAGUGAGCUCCCUGCCCCCAGAAGGCUGAGGUGGAAAUGUUCCCCAGAAACCCAGGGCCACCUCGCCUCCUCAGCAGAGAAACUUCAAAGAAUAGUAAAGAAUCUGGAUUUCAUUGUUUAUAAGUUUGACAACUAUGGAAAAACAUUUAUCAAGAAGCAGAAAUACAGCCCCGACGGCUUCAUCCAGGUGGCCCUCCAGCUGGCCUACUACAGGCUUUACCAGAGACUGGUGCCCACCUAUGAGAGCGCAUCCAUCCGCCGCUUCCAGGAAGGUCGGGUGGACAACAUCAGAUCGGCCACUCCAGAGGCUCUGGCUUUUGUGCAAGCCAUGACAGACAACAAGGCUGCCAUGCCGGCUUCUGAGAAACUGCAGCUGCUGCAGACAGCCAUGCGGGCCCAGACUGAGUACACAGUCAUGGCCAUAACCGGCAUGGCCAUUGACAACCAUCUUCUGGCACUGAGGGAGCUGGCCCGAGACCUGUGCAAAGAGCCACCUGAGAUGUUCAUGGAUGAAACAUACCUGAUGAGCAACCGGUUUGUCCUCUCCACCAGCCAGGUGCCCACAACCAUGGAGAUGUUCUGCUGCUAUGGCCCCGUGGUCCCCAAUGGCUAUGGAGCCUGCUACAACCCCCAGCCCGAGGCCAUCACCUUCUGCAUCUCCAGUUUUCACAGCUGCAAAGAGACGUCGUCUGUGGAGUUUUCGGAAGCUGUGGGAGCGAGCCUUGUUGACAUGAGAGACCUCUGCAGUUCAAGGCAGCCUGCUGACAGCAAGCCACCAGCACCCAAGGAAAAAGCUAGGGGCCCAACCAAGCCAAGCGAUCUUGACUCCAGCCACUAGCCCAGCCUCCUACAGAAGUCAGACCCUACUAAGCUCUGUUCCCAUCCCCCACCCCAGCUUGCUGCUGCUCCCCCUAACCUUGGGGGCUCACAUGAAGCUGGCAUGUUAAGAGAGAGCCCCUCAUUAUAUUUAUCAAGGUGGCCUCUGGCCUUUACAACUGGAAAUGAGACCCAGCCUGGUUUGGAAGCAACCUGGGUGAGCUGGGAGUUCCCGAUGAGGUCCUCAGAAACGUAACCUUUACCCUUUUCCCAGCAACACCCAGUGGCACAUGUGGUAGCUCUGCCCAGUGGAAGAACAGUCAUCCCACCACAUGUUAUGGGCCCAAAUAGGUCAUGAAGGCAGAGGCUAGCUCUGGAUCACUAUCUGUGGCUGUCCCUCCACACACUCACCUGCACACGGACAGCCUGAGUGGGUUUAGAAUACAGUGGCCGGCACCCGUAAAGAUGUUUCUUCCUUUAUCUUCCAUAGCACAGACUUCCUGGAGUUCCGAUAAUCUCAUCUAGCUAUUC
Messenger RNA from Rattus rattus (black rat), 2444 nucleotides. It is a transcript of the gene Chat, whose product is annotated as choline O-acetyltransferase. Gene Ontology annotation, biological process: neuromuscular synaptic transmission; acetylcholine biosynthetic process. Gene Ontology annotation, cellular component: cytoplasm; neuron projection. The record is from RefSeq and is a predicted model, not a curated record. Bases 1 to 1935 code for a protein of 644 amino acids. NCBI's taxonomy places the organism in Eukaryota, Metazoa, Chordata, Mammalia, Rodentia, Muridae. Gene Ontology annotation, molecular function: choline O-acetyltransferase activity. The transcript has 14 exons.